Messenger RNA from Penicillium verhagenii, 1848 nucleotides. Its product is annotated as putative UV radiation resistance protein (UVRAG). Lineage: Eukaryota; Fungi; Ascomycota; Eurotiomycetes; Eurotiales; Aspergillaceae. Gene Ontology annotation, cellular component: endosome; lytic vacuole. Gene Ontology annotation, molecular function: SNARE binding. The record is from RefSeq and is a predicted model, not a curated record. The transcript has 2 exons. Bases 1 to 1848 code for a protein of 615 amino acids. Gene Ontology annotation, biological process: SNARE complex assembly.
AUGGAUAGCGUUGUCGCAGCUACAGAGCAUGACGGGCCCUCUCGCAGAGAGCGGCCAUGGCUGUAUGCAUCGAAUCGCAGGCUACGACAUUUGAAUGGUCUAUCUGUCCGUAAUUUGGUCGUGGCACCCCCAACAAACCGAGCGCGCGGCAAGACCAUUGAUGACGACGACAUCCCGAACUCCCUGAAGUCAGCUUCGAAAAUCUUGGCGCAGAAUGAGACCCAUCACUCCUUACAUCCUUCACGAUCCUUUACUGAGCUCAAUUCACGCGCAAAUCAACAAAGCCAUGCGGGGCCAAACCCUACUACCAAGCGUGAGCCGCGCCGGCGAAGUCUCCUUCCUUGGAAUGACCCGAACCCUCGAACGAGACAGGUGAGCUUGGAGGAUAUCACGAAGAGUCGGAUGGCGGAUACAUGGGUUUCAAUGCACUGCGAUGGUAUCGAUGAGCCAAUUUAUGUCAGUGAGGUGGUCAACAAGGCUACUAACCCCAGCUUUCGUUCUUUUGACCUGAACUUUUGUGGACCGGGGGUUUCACGGAGAGACACAUUGACUCUUAAGCUCUGGGCAAAGACUGAAAAAAUGGCGGAAUAUCUGCUGCUUGUUGAAUUGCAGCUCAACUUACGAUCUCUUCAAUUCCUGGGCAAGACGAUUGAAAGCUUUCAUCAUCCCCUCCCUGCGAAUUCUAUAAUAUUCCACUUUCCAGAUGGGGUUUACACAAAUUUGACGGAUCUUCCGUCAAUCGAACCACUUGUCAGUAGAACUGGUCAGCGGGCCACUAUUGAUGGGUCUGCGCUAUCCACAUCCUCAUACGACGCAUUGAUGCGGCUAGCAAAUUUGGACGAAUGUGUCCAAGAUGCGCUGGCGACUCGCGAGAAACUAGAGGUACAGAUUGGUGAUAUUCUCAAAAAGAAUGACGAUGCUAUAGCCACUCAGAGCGAUGCGGCCAAAGCGCAAGAUCGCCUUGCCUCGAUCAAGCAGGCCGUUGCAGCUGAGCGAAAGCAACUCCGGGCUUCUGCCAAGCGCAAAGGAGAUCUCAUUGCAAGUAUUAAAUCUCGAAAAGAAGCCAUGGAGCAGGGUCGAACUGCCCAAGACAAAGCCCGCAGUCAUCUCCCAGAUGCCCAGGAAAAGCUAGUCUCUAGCGAACAGCUGCUCCAUCAGAACUCCGAAGAUAGCAAGGGUCAAAUUCGGCGCAUCGCUGAAGAUUUGAUGGUCAUCUAUCCAAUUGAACCCAUUCCAGAUAAAACACUUGCCUUUACCAUCGCGGGACUUCCACUUCCCAAUUCGGACUUCGAAGAUAUCAACCGUGACGUGGUUGCAGCGGCAUUGGGAUUUACGGCUCACGUGGUAUAUCUACUCUCAUUCUACUUGUCGGUCGUCAUUCCUUACCCGGUCAGCCCAAACCAGUCAAUCUCCUUGAUUCAAGAUCACAUAUCAGCAAAUCUUCCGCAGCGCGUAUUUCCACUUUAUCCAGUUAGCGUCCAUUACCGAUUUGAGUAUGCAGUCUUCCUCUUGAACAAGGAUAUUGAAUUUCUGCUCAAUAAGUGUGGCAUUCGUGGCCUGGACAUACGGCACACUCUGCCCAAUCUCAAAUACCUGCUCUACAUUCUGACUGCCGGUACACCGGAAAUCCCAGCUCGCAAAGCAGGUGGCAUCCGUGGCCUUCUCGGUGGGAAAAUGACUCCAAAUCUCUCUCGGCGAGCGAGCACUGAAAGUACUGCAUCUGGUGAAUUGGUUCCGGCUCGAAAAGCAUGGGAUUUGGUCGCAAAGAUGAACGGGAGCCUUGCUCUGGAUCAUGGUGCAAAGCUUCCAGCACCGACAAACCGUCCGCUGGCGUCACGCGUUGUUUAG